AGGUCAUCACAAACAUUUACUGUUUGCUGACGGCUUUCUAGUUUCGUUGUUAUGGUCGUUGUUAUGUUGUAAAAUUUUAGUCUUGAAAAAACCGGCAAUUUAUUUGCCAACGGAAAUUAAUUUAUGUGGAUUUAUUUAUCGAUAUCAUCUUCUUCCAUAUGUAUAAAUUUCAUAACUUAUUUUUAAAUAGUAAUGGAUGAGAAUUUUUAAAUAAUGAUUAUAAAAAUAGCUUGACAAAAAUUGCUCGUUUUCAACAAUCAUAUCUUAAAUUAUUAAGAUGUCUGUAAAAAGUAAAGAUGCUUGGGUUCGAAUAAUUGAUGUUUCCGAUUCAGUAUUACACUCUAAAGGAUACACAUUAUAUAAAGUAACAUCCAAAGUAUUUCCUAAAAACUCGGUUGAAGCAGUGACUGAAGUAGUUGUAUGGAAGCGCUAUAAUGAUUUUAAAAAGCUUCACAAAGCUUUGAGCACCAUACAUCAAAAUUUACAUUUAAAAGGCACAUUUCCUCCACUUUCAAAAACACGCUUUUUUGGAAGGUUUGAACCAAAAGUUAUUGAAGAAAGAAGACAAAGUGCGUUAAAUCUUCUUCAAUUUGCUGCUAACUCAUUUCCUCUGUUUACUAGUCAGAUAUUUGUUAAGUUUUUUGAGGAAGGACACGUACCUGAUAAUUAUCAGCAAUCUGUACAGAUACAAGAAUCAUCUGUAAAUAAUAUUUUACAGUCUCAGACUUAUUUACAGCAAUCUUCAAAUGAGAGUAAAACAAGUAAAGACAGUUCUUGUGAACAAGAUGAUUUAUUAAGAGACACGAGUACUAGCCUAGGAGGAAUCUGGCAACAUCACCAGGUAUCUGAUACCAUUAGUCUCAGUUCCCAAUGCACUGACGAUGAUGACCGGACAACUUUCACGGAUGACGAUAGCAUAUUAUCACGACCUUCUCUUAGCAUAGCUGAAUUUGAUCCUUUAAUGCAAACUGAUAGUGCCAUUUCAGAACUUGAUAAAUCUGUAUCAAAUAAUAUUAAUUUAUGUAAUAGCUGGUUGUUGUCAGCUUUGGAGACCUGUAAUGAAGCUACAGCUGAUAAAGAUCAUGAAGUUAUACCAGAAUAUCCCACUCCAUUUGGAGAAUUUGAUUUCUUGGAAACAACAACUACAGCUUCUAAUAAAAGUUUAAGCCAUAAAGAUUUAAAAACAGAUUCAAAUAAAAAUUUCUUUACAUUUGAAUUACCUACACCUAAAGUUGAAGAAAAUGAGUCAGUUAUUUCUGAAUUCGACCCAUUAUCAGAUGAAAAAAAAGAUUCACAAAAUAAUGAAGAAGUUUAUGUUUGUGACGAAUUUGCAAUGACACCAGAUGCUUAUCAAACUGAAACUACAAAAAGGCCUUCAUAUAUUGUACUUGCUGCCAAAUAUGUAGAAUCUGCUCAAGUAGCUGAAGAAUCUCAAAAAUAUAUGGAUGCAUUUGACUCAUAUAAGAAAGCUAUCGAAAUUCUUCUUCAAGGAAUUCAAAAGGAUAAGUGUUCUGAUCUGAAAGAUGCAGUUCGAAAGAAAGUUCUGUUGUAUCUUAUGCGUGCAGAGGAAUUGUAUGAAAAUAAGCUUCCCAAAAAUGAAAUUCAAAAAUCUAAAGUUAAUUCAUCUCAUUCUGCACAGUCUUUGAGCAAAAUAGGAAGUAUUCUUGAUAACAUUGACCAAUUGAAUAAAUACAAAGUAAUUGGGAUUCUUGAAAAAACCGUACUUGUCUUGGAUACUACAUGCAAUGAAACAUUUGUUGCUAAGACUCUGUACAAGACUUCAAGUGAUGGUACAAAUUACAGAUAUCCUAUUGCACCAAAGAAUGUACCAUUCAUGGUCAAACUUCAUCACAUCUAUGAAAGUAGCUAUGCAAUAUUUCUCAUUCUGGAACAUGCCACUGGUGGGCGAUUAUGGAAUUAUGUGUGUUCUUUCUUUCAACGUAAACCUUUAUCACCUGUUGAAGAUGGCACUUGCAUACAAGGAGAAUCUAAAAGCAAGGCAGAUUUUUGCAAUGUAUAUUCAGGCAAGAAAGUGUCUGAGAAUCAAGAUCCACUUUCAUCUGAUACUGUGACACCUGUUGAUUCAGAUCUUAUUCCAUCUGAGCAGUGUCCUUCUAGUUACAUAGCCUUGUUCAAAAAAUAUGCUGAUUCUGUUAAUCAGGAGGACAAUGUAUCAUUUGCUAAAUAUCAUAAAACUUCUCUCCAAGAGAAAAAGAAAAGAACAGUUUCAGUUGAAGAUACAUCUUUCCAGCAAAGUGCACUUCAUAGUAAAAAUAUUAGAAACAGAUUAUCAUCUUCAACCGGCAGUCUUGAGAUAGGUUUUUCACAAAAAGCAUGUUUGUUGGAUGCUUUCAAAGCUAUGGAUGAUGCUAUCUCACAAGCAUCCCCAAAAUCAUCACUAUUACCUGAAUCCUGUGUCGUACUGUGGGCAGCUGAGAUAGUAUUAGCCUUUGAACAUUUACACAAUUUGGGAAUUAUCUGGAUGGAUUUUCAUCCAAAUAAUAUUCUGCUUGGAGAUGGAGGUCACAUUUUACUCACAUACCAGAGCCAGUGGAAUUCUGUAGAUGUUGCAAUAAAUGAAAAAGCAAAAGAAAAUUUAUUUUGUGCACCUGAAAUUGGAAAUAUCUUUCCAGUAACCAGUGACUGUGAUUGGUGGAGUCUGGGAGCAGUUCUUUUUGAAUUGUUAAUUGGACAGUCCUUAGUGUCCUGCCACCCCACUGGUAUAACAAGACACACAAUACUAAAUUUUCCGGUAGAUAUCAGUUUAGAUGCCAAAGAUUUUAUUACAAAGCUUUUACAGUAUAAUCCUAGUGAGAGACUUGGGUCUGGAGUUUAUGGAAUAGAAGAGUUAAAAUCACAUCCCUUUUUUCAUUCUAUUGACUGGAAAUCAUUAUGGCCAAGAUGAUUAUUAUUAAGAUAUCGUACAGAUGUUUUUGUCAUUGUUUUCAUUCCAAAUAUAGUUUACUUUAUAUUUUUUAAAAGUUUGUUAUAAAUUUUUCUAUAAAAUCUGUGUAUGACUUUGGGUGUCAUAUUUAUGACAUUGACAAAUAAAAUAGUUUUAUUCUUGAGUAAAA
Messenger RNA from Parasteatoda tepidariorum (common house spider), 3074 nucleotides. Its product is annotated as ribosomal protein S6 kinase-like 1. The record is from RefSeq and is a predicted model, not a curated record. Gene Ontology annotation, biological process: protein phosphorylation. Gene Ontology annotation, molecular function: protein kinase activity; phosphatidylinositol binding; ATP binding. NCBI's taxonomy places the organism in Eukaryota, Metazoa, Arthropoda, Arachnida, Araneae, Theridiidae.